Molecule: messenger RNA, 4295 nt
Organism: Neofelis nebulosa (Clouded leopard)
Lineage: Eukaryota; Metazoa; Chordata; Mammalia; Carnivora; Felidae
Gene: MPHOSPH9
Product: M-phase phosphoprotein 9
Exons: 24
Coding region: 328-3879 (1183 amino acids)
Cellular component (GO): centriole
Source: RefSeq, a predicted model, not a curated record
GUGAAGAGAAAGGGGAGAAGGACGGACGCUCCGCGGUGCAACCGUCUCCGCCCCCUUUCGUGCAGCCAAUCACAGGCAGGACGACGGGCGCGCGCACGCUCCCUCGAGUUUAACGGUCGCGAGAGGCCGCUCGCCUGACGCUGACAUCCACUGUGGGAGCCCCGGCCAGACUCUCUUGGGAGCUUAGGAUAUUUCCCAGUUCUGAAUGUUAGCCACUGAAAAUGCCUGUAGACGAUGAAGCAUCUGAAGAUGACUCGGAUUCAGUUUCUUCAAACAUUGAAAGAACCUACAUUUUCAAAUAAGAGAGUGUAACGAUUUCUAUACACUAUGGAAGAUUUUGAUUUGGUGAAACCCUUACGGAAAACUUCAUCUUCUGUAGAAUCUGAUAUAAAAAAUUCUCCCCAUUCUUUUGGACUGAACUUAAAUAUUAAUAGAAGUAGUCCCCACCUUAGUACAAAUGGGGUAUCCUCUUUCUCAGGGAAGACCAGACCAUCUGUAAUUCAAGGUACAGUUGAAGUCCUAACCUCUUUAAUGCAAGAGCUACAAAACAGUGGAAGGACUGAUUCGGAACUUUGGAAAAACUGUGAGACCAGGUGGUUACAACUAUUCAGUUUGGUGGAAAAACAAUGCCAAGAGCAAAUAGCCGCUCAGCAGGAGCAGUUCCACAACCAAAUUCAACGUAUACAGGAGGAGAUAAAAAAUUUAGUCAAGUUACAGACCAGUAAUGCUUCCUGGGCUUCCUAUGAUACUUCUUUAAGUAAACAGUUAUCUUCAGGAAGUCAAAUGGGUUUUUUUUCUGAAAACAGUGAGAGAAAUGAACCUAUUAUCAGUUAUCCUAAGUCUGAAGAACCCGAAAUGCAGCAAGAAACAUCCACAUCACAACCAGACUGCAAUGUGGACAGUAGCUCAGUGAGCAGUGGGUAUGGUACCUUUUGUGUCUCCGAAUUAAAUGCCUACAAAUCUAAGGACCCUCUGGAGUUCAUGGAGCACACAGAGGUUUCUGAGGGACAGUUUGGAGCAUCUUUGGGGCAGAUGGAGUCACUUGCAGAGGGUGUAAAAAACAAGAAUUUUCGUAUACAUACCACUGAAGAGUUUUGUGCAUCUUUAAAAGAAGAUAUUUCCAUUUUUCCUGGUGAAUUUGAACACAAUUUUCUUGGUGAAAAUAAGGUUUCAGAAGUAUACAGUGGCAAAACGAAUAGUAAGUCUGUAACAUCAUGGGCACAAAAGCUGAAGCAGAACCAACCAAAGAGAGCACUUACAGAGGAGGGGUGUUCAAAAUCUAUGCAAGGAAAUGAACAAGCCAAGAAAUCACCAGUUGAGAAACCUAAUUUCACUGCUGCUAAGCACCCUCAUGCUUUUUACCUCAAUAAACCAGAUGAGAGUCCAAAUUCUUGGAUGUCUGAUUCAGGAACAGGACUGACUUACUGGAAGCUGGAGGAGAAGGACAUGUAUCACUCUUUGCCUGAGACUUUAGAGAAGGCAUUUGCACCGUCCUCUGGAGAUAGGUCACCAGGCCAGUCUAAUACUAGUAAUGAGAUGAAGCUACCAUCACUGAAGGAUAUUUAUCAUAAAAAACAAAGGGAAAACAAGCAGUUACCUGAGAGGAAUCUCACUUCUGCUUCCAACCCAAAUCAUCCACCAGAGGUACUGACUCUGGAUCCAACGUUACACAUGAAGCCAAAUCAGAUUUCAGGAAUUCAGCCGCAAGGCUUUUUGAAUGCCCUUGAUGACAGAAUGUCCUUUUCACCAGACUCUGUUCUAGACCCCAGUAUGUCUAGUCACUCUGACAUAGACUCAUUUUCACAAGCAAGUAAUAUCGCUUCUCAGUCAUCUGGAUUCCCCAAAUAUCCUUCAAACACAAAAGCUUCACCAGUGGACUCUUGGAAAAAUCAUGGCUUCCCAAACGAAAGUAGGAGCAGUUCCACGUUUCCUUCGGUGGCUACUACUGCUAGUAAUGACAUCUCGGUCAACACUGUAGAUGAAGAAAACACGGUCGUGGUAACUUCAGCCUCAGCCAGUCAGUCCCAGCUUCCAGGGACAGCCAGCAGUGUCCCAGAAUGCAUUUCACUGACUCCUCUGGAAGAUCCUGUAAUACUGUCAAAGAUUCGGCAGAACCUGAAGGAGAAGCACGCUCGACACGUAGCCGAUCUUCGAGCUUAUUAUGAGUCAGAAAUAAAUAGUUUGAAACAGAAACUGGAGGCAAAGGAGAUUUCUGCAGUUGAAGAUUGGAAGAAAACCAAUCAAAUUCUUGUAGACAGAUGUGGCCAAUUAGAUAGUGCUCUAAAUGAAGCAACUAGUCGUGUGAGAACACUUGAAAAUAAGAAUAACUUGCUGGAAAUAGAAGUUAGUGAUUUUAGAGAACGCUUCAAUGCAGCCAGCAGUGCUUCCAAAAUUUUGCAGGAACGGAUUGAGGAAAUGAGAACAAGUAACAAAGAAAAAGACAAUACCAUCAUUCGACUAAAAUCUCGACUGCAGGAUUUAGAAGAAGCAUUUGAGAAUGCUUACAAACUCUCAGAUGAUAAGGAAGCAAGACUGAAACAAGAAAACAAAAUGUUUCAAGAUCUCUUAGGAGAGUAUGAGUCCCUUGGAAAAGAACACGAAAGAGUAAAGGAUACAUUAAAUACAACCGAGAACAAAUUGCUUGAUGCACAUACUCAGAUUUCUGAUUUGAAAAGAACAAUUUCAAAACUUGAAGCUCAGGUCAAGCAAGUAGAGCAUGAAAAUAUGUUAAGUCUUCGUCAUAAUUCUAGAACUCCUGUGAGACCCUCACGUGCCAACACGCUGGCCACCUCCGACGUCAGCAGACGCAAGUGGCUGAUACCAGGCGCGGAGUAUUCCAUCUUUACUGGCCAGCCUUUGGACACCCAGGAUAAUAGAGUGAAUAACCAGCUGGUGGAAACCUGUGUUCCCGGGUACCAUUCUCCUCCGGAAAAGGAUUCUUCAUUUGGAAGUUCACCAAGAAGCGUAUUGAUAAAGAAACAGAGAGAGAUUUCAGAUACACCAAUCAUGAAAGCUUUAAAAGAACUUGAUGAAGGAAAAAUAUUGAAAAGUUGGGGCACACAGACAGAGAAAGAGGACACCUCAAAUAAAUUAGUGAAUCCUCGGCAAACCGAAACGUCUGUCAGUGCAAGUCGGUCCCCAGAGAAAUGUGCCCAACAAAGACAGAAGAGGUUUAACUCUGCUUCACAGAGAUCCUCGUCUUUACCACCUUCGACUCGUAAAUCAAGUACUCCAACAAAAAGAGAGAUUAUGUUAACACCAGUGACUGUGGCUUAUAGUCCAAAGCGAUCCCCUAAAGAAAAUUUGUCCCCGGGAUUCAGUCAUCUACUUAGCAGAAAUGAAAGCAGUCCAGCUCGAUUUGAUAUACUUUUGGAUGAUUUAGAUACUGUUCCUGUGUCUGCGUUACAACGUACCAAUCCAAGAAAACAACUCCAGUUUCUUCCUCUAGAUGACUCGGAAGAAAAAAAAUAUUCAGAAACAGCCACCGACAUCCAUGUUAAUCAUAGCUCUUCUCCCGAACUGUUGCCAAACGGAGUGAAGAAAGUGUCUGUGAGAUCAGCCUGGGAGAAGAAUAAAUCAGUUAGCUAUGAACAGUGUAAGCCCACGUCAGUAGCACCACAUGGUAAUGAUUUUGAGUAUACAGCAAAAAUUAGGACCCUAGCUGAAACGGAACGGUUUUUUGAUGAACUUACAAAAGAAAAAGACCAGAUUGAGGCAGCGCUAAGUCGAAUGCCUUCUACUGGAGGACGAAUCACUUUGCAGACAAGAUUAAAUCAGGAAGCCUUGGAAGAUCGUUUGGAAAGGAUUAAUCGAGAACUGGGUUCAGUUCGAAUGACAUUAAAGAAAUUUCAUGUUUUGCGCACCUCUGCAAAUCUCUGAGAUUUGUAGCCAUUAAAUUUUGAGACAUUUUUGUUUGCACUAAUGUAUAAUUAUGCACUCAGAAAAGGCGAACUAUUUUGUACUGUUUAUAAGCCUUCAAAUAGUAGUUUUACAAUCAUGCUAUUCUUUACACUUGCUAUUUUAUACUUCAAAUGGCCACAUAUUUUCAAGAUAUUUUUGUUAUGCUCAGGAAUCUCUUGUAUAUUUUACUAUUUAAAAAGUCUUAUUUUUAAAUAGUAUAAGUCUCCAGUUUAUAUCAAUAGUAAGGAAAUGUAAACAGUGGAGGCAGCUUGUUUCUAAACAAAUAGUGUUAUCCUUUUACAAUGAACUUUGCACACUAAUUUUAUAUACUUGUUCUACAUUGUGAAUAUGAUUCUUUUUUUUUUUUAAUAAAUGCUUAAGAACAGCUUCCAUAA